Messenger RNA from Saprolegnia parasitica CBS 223.65, 1198 nucleotides. RefSeq lists its product as hypothetical. Lineage: Eukaryota; Oomycota; Saprolegniomycetes; Saprolegniales; Saprolegniaceae. The record is from RefSeq and is a predicted model, not a curated record. The coding region runs from base 20 to 1198 and encodes 392 amino acids. The transcript is spliced from 2 exons.
CCGAUUUUAGCGCAUCACCAUGGACGAGUACGAGCACGCCGACGAGGCGUCCGCCACGUCACCUCGGUCCCUCGACGAGAGUUACAACGCCGACGAGUGGGAAGAGCCGUCGCCAGAGAAGCCACCUGCCCUGCUGCUCACCACCACGUGUCGAGAAGAAUCGACGUCGAGUCAUGUCAUCGCUGAGAACACGAACGCAGCCGCGCAGAACGUCUCCGAGCCCGAGCCCGAGCCCCCACGGCUACCAGGUGGCGAUGGCGCGGUGCAAAUAGCAGAGAAACCAGACACGGGUCCUUCAACGUCCAUCGACGACGACGAUCGCGCCGAAGCGAAUGCGGCCCUGAGCGAGGCCAGGCUAGAAGAAGAAAUUGAGGACCCCGAGUACCCACCCGAGAUGAUCCGACGUUUUUGUCAGCACCCGAGCUUGGCCAGCAAGCGCAGCACGGAGACCAGCACCGAUGCUGCGACGAAACUGGCGUCGGCGCGCGUCAAGGCGUACCGGCAGCUACAGGCGCAGCAAAAGGCCGAGGCCAAGGCAGCCAACGAUGCGCACAAGCAAGCCAAGCACGCGUGGCGGCUGACGUACGACAUUCCGCGCAGCCGACAAGAGUAUCUCGCCGAGUCGACGCGGCGGCGCAAGCAGCUAUUAGAAGCGCACGCCGCGACACCGACACCCCGAUGGUACCGGUGCGGGCGCAAGACCACGCCGCGCGUGAGCACGGACGACGCGAUUGCCGAAAAGCAGGCUUUGGCGCAGCGCGCUCAAGUGGCGUCUCGGCGCAAAGCAGCAGCGCGCCGCGACCACGUCGCCGCGACGCUCGCAAAAGUCGCUGCAACGGCCGCGUCGGCUCGUCAUAAAAGCUGCGGGAUGGCGGGAUCAGCCUCGGCGUGUGUCGAGGUCGCGGCCGUGAUGACUCGCUUACUGGACGCCGUUGACGUCGCUCCGACACACCCAGUGCCGUCGACGAUGCAGGUCGAGCCCGCACCGACGUCGGACACGGAAUUUCAGCCGCCCAGCAUCGAGAAAGGGUCGGAGCCACAAGCGUCGACAUCGCUGACGACAGAGUGGACGACCGAAUCCGAGCCUGAGCCGGACCCGACGACGGUCAAGGACAUCUGCGACGCGGUCAUGGCAGGAGUCAAGACGGACAACGUGCGCGCACCUGACGCUGUCGCGGGGAGCCUCAAGAACGUGUAG